UAGGCCGUACGAAUCUUGCCUUCAGACUCCAUUGGAGUAGGCUGAGUGAGUAGUUAGGUUUAUUUACUUCACCUAAUUCAUUGUUCUUACCAGCCCCGGCUUUGCUUCUUUACUCCCCCCGGCCCCCACCACACACAAAACCCAGAUCCGCCUGCCCUUCUUUAUAUCUUCAACCCACUAUUUCAUUAAUUUAAUCGGCAUCACUGAUCGGACACCACGAGAAAAAAAAAAAGACCGAUUAGUUUCUACUACUCAAAUAGUUUCGAAAAUGACCAAGUGUUUCAGCUUCACGGAGUACAAGAACUGGUGCUAUCGAUCCGCUUUCACCAAGUGGGGACUCCAAUCCACCGUGACGGACCUCAAAGACGGCACCGUCAUGCACUGCUGGGUCCCCAAGGCCCGCAAAGAGAGCAAACCCAACCUUCUACUCAUCCACGGACUCGGAGCCAACGCAUUGUGGCAGUGGGCCGAUGUCGUCCGCCACGUCAUCCCCUUCUUCAACGUCUACGUCCCCGACCUCGUCUUCUUCGGGGACUCGGUCACGACCCGGCCGGAACGGACCGAGUCGUUCCAAGCCCAGUGCGUGAUGCGGGUCAUGGAGGCCCACUCGGUGCGGAGGCUGAGCCUGGUGGGCCUCAGCUACGGCGGGUUCGUCGGAUACAGCAUAGCGUGGCAGUAUAAGGAGAUGGUGGAGAGAGUGGUUAUAUGCUGCGCCGGGGUGUGCAUGGAGGAGAAGGACCUGAGGGGAGGAGUUUUUAAGGUCUCCAACUUGGAGGAGGCGGCGAGGAUUUUGGUGCCGCAGACGCCCGAGAAGCUUCGGGAAUUGACGGGCUACACGUUUUUCAGGCCGCCUCCAGUGGGAUUGCUGCCCUCUUGCUUGCUCGCCGAUUUCAUUGACUCAAUGUGCACGGAAUAUGUGGAGGAGAAGAGAGACUUGAUCCGAGCUAUUCCAAAAGAUCGGAAACUUUCAGACCUUCCAAAAAUUUCUCAGCCGACGUUGAUAAUCUGGGGAGAGCAUGAUCAAGUAUUCCCAUUGGAACUAGCUUACAGAUUAAAAAGGCACUUGGGGGAUAAUGCUCACCUGGUAGUAAUCAAGAAUGCUGGGCAUGCCUUCAAUGUAGAGAAACCCAAGGAUUUCUGUAAGCACCUGAUAUCCUUUCUGGUGGAUUUGCCGGCUGCAGCAGCCGCCAUUCACCCCGUCUCCCAAGCAUCAAAGCCACAACCGACUUAAACACAGAAGGGAGGCAUAAACAAAGAUAUGUUAUCAACUCUUGGGAGUUCAUUCUAUGUUUCAAGGCUUGACGUGUAACUUUUCACUUGCGGUUAAAUUUGUGACUCCCUAGGCACAGAGGUAUUGGAUACCUCAUUUUCGGCAACAUUAAUAUCAGAAAUUAUAUA
This is a messenger RNA of Corylus avellana, 1398 nucleotides long. RefSeq names its product alpha/beta-Hydrolases superfamily protein. Lineage: Eukaryota; Viridiplantae; Streptophyta; Magnoliopsida; Fagales; Betulaceae. The record is from RefSeq and is a predicted model, not a curated record. Gene Ontology annotation, molecular function: catalytic activity.